CAAAGGUCAUUAUAACAGACAUUGAUGGAAAUUUAAUUGAUAAUAUUUUGAUUGAAUGUAAAGUAACUGGAAAUGGUAAUGAAAAGAAAGAAGAUGAGAAUGGUUUGACAGUAUUUGAAGAAGUGACGGAUGAAUAA
Molecule: messenger RNA, 137 nt
Organism: Didymodactylos carnosus
Lineage: Eukaryota; Metazoa; Rotifera; Eurotatoria; Philodinida; Philodinidae
Source: the annotation of a GenBank genome assembly